AUGGGGCGCUUAUUCCGUACUUUCCAUCCGCACCUCACAGGUGGGCGUUUUUUAAGGAGUUCAUCUUACUGUUACUCAAUUUUUGUCUUAGGACUCAAAUGCAAUGCUAAUGGGGCAUUUAUUGACCAGGAUGCACCCCCGCCACCUCAUAUGGAUGCCCUCCCAACCAAUUGGAUGCCUUAUGACAAUCGUGCUGAAUUUGAGACGGCGGAAUUCUUAUUCACGCGCAAUCAAAUGUCUGCAAAGCAGAUUGAUACACUUCUCGACUUGUGGGCCGCGACUCUCAUUAAGCACAACGACGCCCCCCCAUUUGCAAACCAUAGGGACAUGUACGCUACAAUCGAUGCAACACCACUCGGCAAUACCCCUUGGAAGAGCUUUACAUUGUGCUACAACGGAGCCAAACCCGAACAAAACAUACCGCCGUGGAUGGAUGGACAAUAUGAUGUGUGGUAUAGAGAUCCAUUGGAAAUGACGCGCAGCAUUUUGGCAAACUGUGCUCUCGAUGGAGGAAUCGAGUAUUCACCCUACCGCGAUUAUACUACCGAGGACAAACAAUAUUGGAAGAACUUUAUGUCUGGUGACUGGGCAUGGAAACAGGCAGAUGAUAUCGCUCGAAAUGAGGAGAAUCAUGGUUCGACAUUUGUACCAUUGAUUAUUGGCAGUGAUAAGACUGUUGUUUCUGUCGCUACUGGUCAGACCGAAUACCACCCACUCUAUCUCUCAAUCGGGAACAUUCACAAUAGCGUACGACGGGCACAUCGCAAUGGUGUUGUGCUCAUUGGAUUUCUUGCGAUACCGAAAUCUAUGAAGGAACAUAAUGAUGACAUCAAAUACAGAAAUUUUCGAUGGCAGCUGUUCCAGCGCUCUCUUGCAAAGAUUUUCGAGUCUGUGAAACCUUUCAUGGAAAAUUUCGAUGUCACACGCUUUCCGGAUGAUGGCCACUAUCGACGAACGGUGUAUGGCUUGGGCCCUUACAUUGCGGACUAUCCAGAACAGAUACUUCUCUCUGGCAUUGUGCAGAACUGGUGUCCAUGCUGUCUAGGACAUAGGAAGGACCUUGACGGCUCUCAACCAUGUCUCCAUCGAUGCGAAGCACAUACCGAGUUGCUCAUCAAACAACUCACAUACAAACAGGCUUGGGAUGAGUAUGGCAUCAUUGCCGAUCUCAUUCCAUUUACAAAUGACUUUCCUCGAGCAGACAUCCACGAGCUCCUAUCUCUGGAUAUCUUGCAUCAAAUAAUAAAGGGAACUUUCAAGGAUCAUCUGGUUGAUUGGGUGGGAGAGUAUUUACUGAUCACACAUGGUACCCGUCAUGCAGCUGAGAUAAUGGACAACAUUGACCGCAGGAUAGCAGCAGUUGCCCCAUUCACUGGGUUGCGACACUUUCCUGAUGGGGGAGGUUUUCAGCAGUGGACAGGUGAUGACUCAAAGGCAUUGAUGAAGGUCUAUCUAGCUGCAAUUGAAGGUCACGUUCCUCAAGAUGUGGUGCGCACAUUCAGUGCAUUUUUAGAAUUUUGCUACACUGUGAGGCGUGAGGCUCUCACUGAAGAUGACCUCAUAAAACUACAAGAUGCCCUCGACCGCUUUCACCAAUAUCGGGAGAUCUUCAAGACAACCGGUGUGGUCUCAACAUUCUCCCUUCCACAUCAACACUCCCUGUGCCACUACAUAUUACUGAUUCGACUUUUCGGCGCACCCAACGGCCUUUGCUCUUCGAUUACCGAGUCCAAGCACAUCAAGGCAGUUAAAGAACCUUGGCACCGAUCUAGCAGGUUUGACGCACUCGGACAAAUGCUACUAACAAAUCAACGCCUCGACAAACUUGCAGCUGCUCGCGUAGAUUUUGAGGCAUGUGGUAUGCUUCAUGGCUCUUGCCAUCCUGGGCGUCUGUGUAUCCACGAGCCUCAAAAUCAUUCUGUUGAAGUGGAUGCUGGUGAGAUUAUUGAUGGACCGGCUGUGGAGUCCCAUGUUGGGCUUGCAUUAACUCCCCGUUGUGUACGAAAUGUUCAUGCACUCAGCCUUGAACUCGACCUUCCAUGCCUCCCAUUUAUGAUUCAAGAAUUCAUACAUGAUCAACACUAUUCAGAAGAUCCCAACCCUCCUGGAAUUGAUCCGGCAACAGUGCAAGUAUUCCUAGGGAACCUCACCAUCUUUAAUUCUGCUGCAGCCUCAUUCCAUGCACCCAGUGAUCUGAGUGGUACGGGAGGUAUGCGUCGUGAGCACAUCCGGGCAACACCAUCAUGGCGCGUUGGCGAACCGAGGCAUGACUGUAUCUUCGUCAACAUGGGUGUUGACUUCGACUCUCCCAUGAAUGGACUCGCAGUUGCGCGAGUCCUUUGCUUUUUCUCAUUUAACUAUCGGAUAUCAUACUAUCCCUGCGCCAUAGUUCAUUGGUACUCUUAUGUCCGCGAAGAACGCGAUCCCGACACAGGCAUGUAUGUCGUCACACCAAUGACAACUGGUGACGACGUCCCAGACGUCUCAAUUAUUCACGUCGAUUGUAUCUUUCGCGCUGCCCAUCUCAUUCCAGUCUAUGGCCCAGACUUUAUCCCAAAAAUAAGUCCACACAACUCAUAUGACAUGUUCCACUCGUACUACGUCAACAGAUACGCAGAUCACCACACUUUUGAAAUAGUGUGA
Molecule: messenger RNA, 2643 nt
Organism: Suillus plorans
Lineage: Eukaryota; Fungi; Basidiomycota; Agaricomycetes; Boletales; Suillaceae
Exons: 10
Coding region: 1-2643 (880 amino acids)
Source: RefSeq, a predicted model, not a curated record